Molecule: messenger RNA, 615 nt
Organism: Cooperia oncophora
Lineage: Eukaryota; Metazoa; Nematoda; Chromadorea; Rhabditida; Trichostrongylidae
Source: the annotation of a GenBank genome assembly
AUGAAAAUCCUUGCUUACGACAAGGUGCUGUACACAAGGCGAGCAUUGUUGGCCAGACGCAGAGCGGCUGAACGUCACAAACUCCAGAAGGCUGGUCCCGAGGUGUACUUUAAGAAACUGGAUCGAUCACUUGACUCGAGCCUAGGGCCCAUUGCAGAGAAAAUACUCGAAGAGCACAAUCCCAUGGAUAUCACUGCUUUAGCCAAGAAUCGGUAUGAUUCUGCCAAGGCUGGCGUGGAGGAAAGUAUGAGGCAGUUUGCUGCAGAAGUUCGUCAGUCGGAUUUCAAAGUUCAAGGGCUUCACACAUUUUCUUCUGUCAUGCAGUGCCUGCCGCGAAGAAUGGGAAAUUCGGGAAAAUACGUAAAUGUGGCUAAUGCUCUGGCCGUGACACUCUAUAUGUGCAACGAAAAUACCCUCACUUUGGUGCAAGAAAGAGACGACUCGGUGGAUAAGAAUAUGUCCGUGAACGAGGGUGAACCUUGGAUGGGUAAUUUCAUAAUCACGAACGCUCCAGAUGUCCCAUCGUUAUUGGGUCAGAGUGUUGAAGAAGUUCCGUCCAAAGGUGUUGAAGGUAAUAUUAAUAGUAACGAUAACAUUGUCGACACCAGCGCAUAG